AUUUCCUUCUCCGCUAGGUUUGCAGCAUCAGACGGAGGUUGGAGGAGCUGCGGAGCUGCUGGCUGCCGCGCUGUCGGCUGCCGCGCUGCCGAGUUGCGGAGUCUGGUACUCAGAGCUGCGGAUCUCGGUGAGAUUUUGCGCUGCUCAUCCUGGGCCAUUUCAUUGAUAAUCAGUAGCGGAUCGCUUUGCCAAGAGCCGGGAGGAACAAAGGAGUCAGGAAGGAGACGCGCUGCGCCUCCGGCCGCUUUGCUCCUAGUGACUUUCUCUUUCGCUUGCUCCUGUCCGGAGAGCCUGGGUUUAUAAUCGUCAUUGUACUGUAAGUACCCGAAGAGAACUUCCUGCGCUCUGCUUUUUGACUGUCUCUGUUCCGGGAAAGUUUGUGAAUUGGGAGUGUCUUCUGAGCCUUAACUUUCUGUGCCGAAAAUCAUUCCGCAGGAGCCGCCAUUUGCUGUUCUGCUUGCUAGCUCUCUGCGUUGUCCGGCAGCGCCAUCUUGAGGUUGGAACUUGGCACUGCAACUAAUUUAUCCAAAAGGACCUAACUGAAUAAGCCAGUGUCAGUAAAGAUUGGUAUUCAGUCACAGCAUAUUUUUAAAAACUUGGUGCUUAAUUCAAAAUCAAGACAAUAGACGCUUAGCUGCUGUUCUACUUAGAACUCUUUGUAAUUGAAAUUUUCCAUUCAUAACAAACUGGUUUUUUUAACUUGAUAGAGUUGGAAUUUUUUAGUGCGGACAAGUGCUUAUUAGAGAAGUGAGUUGCAAAGAAAUAAAGAUGAGUAAGAGCAAAGAUGAUGCUCCUCACGAAUUAGAGAGCCAGUUUAUCUUACGUCUACCUCCGGAAUAUGCAUCUACUGUGAGGCGGGCAGUACAGUCUGGCCAUGUCAACCUGAAGGACAGACUGACAAUUGAGUUACACCCUGAUGGGCGUCAUGGAAUCGUCAGAGUGGACCGGGUCCCACUGGCCUCAAAAUUGGUAGAUCUGCCAUGUGUUAUGGAAAGUUUGAAAACCAUUGAUAAAAAAACCUUUUACAAGACAGCUGAUAUCUGUCAGAUGCUUGUAUCCACAGUUGAUGGUGAUCUCUAUCCUCCAGUGGAAGAACCAGUUGCUGCUGCUGCUGCUGCUGCUGCUGAUCCCAAAGCAAGCAAGAAAAAGGAUAAGGACAAAGAGAAAAAGUUUGUAUGGAACCAUGGAAUCACUCUGCCUUUAAAAAAUGUCAGAAAGAGAAGGUUCCGGAAAACAGCAAAGAAGAAGUAUAUUGAAUCUCCCGAUGUGGAAAAAGAAGUGAAGCGUUUGCUGAGUACAGAUGCAGAAGCUGUCAGUACUCGUUGGGAAAUAAUUGCUGAAGAUGAAACAAAAGAAACAGAAAAUCAAGGCCUUGAUAUCUCUUCUCCAGGAAUGUCAGGCCAUAGGCAGGGCCAUGACUCAUUAGAACAUGAUGAGCUUCGGGAGAUAUUCAAUGACCUCAGCAGCAGCAGUGAAGAUGAAGAUGAGACACAGCAUCAAGAUGAAGAAGAUAUAAACAUAAUUGACACUGAAGAAGAUCUGGAAAGACAGCUACGGGACAAGCUAAGUGCUUCAGAUGAACAGCACCAAGAAAAUGAGGGAACCAAUCAACUGGUUAUGGGAAUUCAGAAACAGAUUGAUAACUUAAAAGGCAAACUCCAAGAGACCCAGGACAGGGCAAAACGACAGGAAGAUCUCAUCAUGAAAGUGGAAAACCUGGCUCUCAAGAACAGAUUUCAGGCUGUACUGGAUGAACUUAAACAAAAGGAAGACCGAGAAAAGGAGCAACUUAGCUCUCUGCAAGAAGAGCUAGAAUCACUCUUAGAGAAGUGAGAAGAGCUUGGAUACUUCAAUUCAUUCCUUAGAGUGGUCAGCAUUAGAAGAAAAAUUUUGGCUUCAUAACCUGGACUAGAUGAUAGAACUUUGUGGUAAUUUCUAUUUUUUUCUGCUGCCUUUUAUUGAAAUUUUUUAGAACUAUAAAUGUGAAUUUCUAUCUUAUUUGUCUCUCAGAACCACUUUAUUAGGGUUUAUCCUGUAGGAAGUAGGAAUAUAUAGAAAAAUAAAUGAUUGUAGGAAAGUUGUAGAAUUAAUGGAAUGAACAGUUCAACCUUAGCAAUCAAAACUUCACUGCAGGACUUUGCUGCUGUUUCUCCUUUUGCCAGAAACUGCUAUUAUUAGUUGGUGAUGUCAUCUGAGAUCAGUAAGAAGAGUAGUCUAAAGGCGGUUAAGCUAGUUUGUGUAAUGUUUUCCCAUGCAGUAGCUAUUUUCCUAGUUAUUCAAUUUUAUACAUGUAGAGUUGUAAAUCAUUUCAUAAAGUUGUUUUAACACAAUAAAUAGAAACUAAUUUUCACCUCA
This is a messenger RNA of Hipposideros armiger (great roundleaf bat), 2355 nucleotides long. It is a transcript of the gene TAF7, whose product is annotated as TATA-box binding protein associated factor 7. Gene Ontology annotation, biological process: RNA polymerase II preinitiation complex assembly; regulation of transcription by RNA polymerase II; transcription initiation at RNA polymerase II promoter. Gene Ontology annotation, cellular component: transcription factor TFIID complex. Gene Ontology annotation, molecular function: RNA polymerase II general transcription initiation factor activity. The coding region runs from base 769 to 1833 and encodes 354 amino acids. The record is from RefSeq and is a predicted model, not a curated record. The transcript has a single exon. NCBI's taxonomy places the organism in Eukaryota, Metazoa, Chordata, Mammalia, Chiroptera, Hipposideridae.